Messenger RNA from Mesoplodon densirostris (Blainville's beaked whale), 1650 nucleotides. It is a transcript of the gene DEPDC4, whose product is annotated as DEP domain containing 4. Gene Ontology annotation, biological process: intracellular signal transduction. NCBI's taxonomy places the organism in Eukaryota, Metazoa, Chordata, Mammalia, Artiodactyla, Ziphiidae. The record is from RefSeq and is a predicted model, not a curated record.
GACGAGUUUAUGGCGGUUCUUUUGACUCCGCGGUUCCGUAGCCUUGGCAGCCAGAGCCAGCUUCUCGGCCCAGGGCGGAGAGUGUCGAGUUUCGUGAGCCCUAGAGAUGUUUUCGGCCGGAAAAGGAGGACAGGAUGCUCUGGUCCUUUUCAAGCUACUCAGCAAUGGGAUGGUAUUAUUCACUCCCUUCAGACUCAAGUGGAAAUAAAAAGAAGGAGGCAUCAUUUACGAACAUACAAAGACUGUUUUACUGGUUCUGAUGCUGUUGAUGUAGUACUAAGUCAUCUUAUGCAAAAUAUGUGUCUGAGUAGUAAUGAUAUCUCUCGUCUUAAAGGAGUUCGUCUUUGUCAAGUUCUAAUGAACCAUAAAGUAUUUGAACCAGUAGGAAUGAAGCUAUUCAAAAAUGAAAAGGAAUUGGAAUUUGAGGAUUCAAACAAUAGUCUCUACAGGUUUCUAGGGAAUAAAUCAUCUUACAUUUUUUGCAAAAGAAAAAAGGAUUCUGAGACUGGGUUAAAUGAUGAAAUAAAAGCAAAGGAAUCUUUAAGACCAGAAGGCAAAGUGAUUUCAAAUCCUCUAGCACAAAAGGUUGGUGAGGAAAGAAUUGAGGAACUUAUUGAUACAAUGAGUGGGACUCUGGCUUUACCUCCAAACAUCACAGUUGACAAACCUGUUCUUCCACUUUCAAAAGAAGGUAAUUUCAUUUCCUUCUACAUAGUGAUUGCAUCAGACAAGACAGAUGUUUGGAAACAACAAACAUUGCUACAUAUUCUUCAACUGAUUCACAUUCCAUUCUUAGAAAAUAUUUUGGAGUCUCCAGUUAAAACACAAAAUCUCCAAUUAAGUAAAGAGGAAGAUCUUGUUAUCUCAAACACUUGCCUCGACAGAGAGGUUAUUCCAAGCUUUUGUCUACUUGAGAUUGAUAACUGGCUUAAUGCAGCAAUUGAAUGCUUGGAAUAUUUCCCAGACCAGUUAAUAGUUACUGUCAGCGAGCAGUUAGUUCAAAACAGAAAUGAAGAGACAAGAUUGAAUACACAGAAGAAGUUACUCUUUGAUAUUAAUCAAGAGAGAGAUUGCUUAUUAACUGAUGAGUAUUUUGAUAUUCAUUCAGGAAUUAUUGAACUUUUAGAAAAUGAGAAAAGAACAGAAGCACUUGAAGCAACACAACUAUAUCUAAGAUUGUUGUUGCCCAACGUUAGAGAAGAAUUAUGAUGGCUACUCACUUUUAUGGCGAUUGCAUCAGAACCCAAUGCCUACAAAUUACAAAAACAGUUUGAUAACAAAACGGUGGACCUGAAAACUCUUGCCAAAGCAGUUUUGCAAUCCAAAUCAUUAUUAAGAGUACGGGCAGAACAACUACUCUUCUUUCUACUGGAGUUCCACUCUGAGCUCUUCAAGACACCGGUUACUUUAUUGGAUCUGGUUAGUAAGAAACUUAAGAAGCUUCUACAUGGAGAAGAUCCAGAUGCUAUAUCAGGUUUCACAAUUUGCCAAUGCUUGACAUACAAGGAGUUUGAAAAACAAAAGGAAAGGACUAGCCAAUAUCCUCACCAGUUGGCUCUUGAGAUUAAUAGUAACCCCAGCAUCUCUUUGCAACGAAAAAAGAAAUUAAUUAAGGAAUUUCAAAAACACCAUCCAGAAGCUUUGCAUUAA